AAGCGUAAGAGAAUCCCUACUCCUGUCAUUUAGUGCAGGUGCGGGUUAUCAGACGCAGACGAAUCGAGCUGACGACGCUCGUGCACGACGAGGACGGCUAGUUCCUAGUCGUAGAGGGAGGCACGAAAGAAUCGAGAUCGGUUAGGAGGGAAAAGAAAAGAGGGGUGGUCACAAAGAAAGAGAGAGAGAGAUAUCGGGGGGUGGGGGAAUAGGUUGAUCGCAGGAGACAGAAUUUACCCGCUUGAUAACGACACGGUGGACCGUAGGUGAGGUAGCGUAGGUUCGAACAUUCCGUCAUCGCCGUCCCCGUCAUCGUCGAGCGUCUGCCAGGCCGAUAAAUCGCCGAGCCGCGCGCACAAGCUACCUCAGUCAACCCCCUGAUCUCCCGACGUAGGUGUUGGCUUGACCGAGUCGAAACAUGGAGAACACGUGACCGUGACAGAGUGACGGGACACGCGGUACUAGAAGAAGAAAAAGAAGAAGAAGUGAUUCCGCGAGUGAGCGCGAGGGCGAAGCCGAACGGAACGGAAAAGCGAUGCCAAGGGCUGCGUGGAAGACGAAGUCACAUCGUAACCGUGCGAUCCGCGAUUGAGGUCAUUGAGAGGUCCGCUCGAAGUCGCUGCUGCUAGCUUGUCGCUUGCUGGCCGCGGGCAGUCGCGACGACCAGGCCGAGGCGAAAAUGAAGAACAACUCGAGCAACUCGAACCACGAGAAGAACGGGCCGGAGAACCUGAAGCUGCUGCAGGUGCCGACCACGCCGCCCACUACACCCUCGUCGCCCACCACGCCGACCAGAGGCGUCGAGGAUGUCUUCAGGGAGCUGCCGAUCACCGAUGACACCGCGUGCGGCAUAUGGUGCUUCAAGGGCCCGAUCUUGCAGCGAUUCGCCAACAAGAAGGCGUACGUGUUCCUUUACGGUGUUCUCGGCUGCAUAUUCUCCGCCAGUUACGCCUACUUCAACGGCACCAUCACCACCAUCGAGAAGAGAUUCAAAAUACCCUCCAAGACGACGGGUCUCAUCACAGUGGGUAACGACAUCUCGCAGCUUUUCGUAUCCGUCGUUCUGUCGUAUUACGCAGCAAGGGGUCACAGGCCUCGAUGGAUCGCAUUCGGUAUCUACACCGUUGUGCUCUUCUGUUGCCUAACAAUGCUGCCGCAUUUUCUCUACGGACCCGGUGAGGAUGCUUUGUCGUUAACCAAAGAAUACGGAGGUAAACCCCAGAACACGCUAAAUAUGAGCGUGAUUCCCGACAAACACCGGAAAUUCCUCUGCCUGACUAAGGAAACUCGCGGGAACGAUUGCGAGGUCGACGAUGUGAACUUCGCACCUCAGGUGCUGCUCUUUAUAGCUCAGUUAGUGUCCGGGGUGGGUGGUUCGCUUUAUUACACUCUUGGGGUGUCGUACAUGGACGACAACAUACAGAAGUCGAAGACGCCGGCGUUGAUCAGCUUUUCCUACUUCCUGCGCAUGCUGGGACCCGCCAUUGGCUAUGGACUGGCCUCGUUCGCCUUAAAGUUCUACAUCAGCCCGACUUUGACUCCUACCAUCACGACGCAAGACCCGAGGUGGUUAGGUGCUUGGUGGAUGGGAUGGAUCAUUCUAGCCAUCCUACUCUUCAUUUUCGCGAGCGUGAUCGCUCUUUUCCCGAAAACCCUGCCGAGGGCAGCCGCACGCAAAGUCCUGGCUUUGGAGCGCAACCGAUCCGCUACGAGCAUCAAGGGUGAGCAAGAAUCGGAGCUACCCGCUUCGAUAGGGGAUAUGCUGAGGACUUUUAAGCGUUUGCUGACCAACACGACUCUGAUGUGCAACAAUCUGGCGACGGUGUUCUACUUCAUGGGCUACAUGCCGUACUGGAUCUUCAUGCCCAAAUACAUCGAGACUCAGUACAAGCAGUCGGCGUCCGUCUCGUCGCUGAUCACUGGCACAGUCGGCCUGGUGUUCAGCGCGUUCGGCAUUCUACUGUCCGGCCUGAUCAUCUCGAAGUACAAGCCCAAAGCCAGAUAUCUGGCGGGGUGGAACGUUAUGAUCGGCGUGAUAUCGAUCAUGGGAAUGAUCUCUUACGCUUUCCUCGGCUGCUCGGCAAACGACGAUCAGAUCGCCAUCCAGCCGAGCGGCGCCCUGAAGACUAGACUACCUUGUAACGAGCAGUGCAACUGCGACUAUGUCACUUACAACCCGGUGUGCUCCGAGCACGGGCAGACGUUUAUAUCCGCGUGUCACGCUGGCUGUCGCGGCAUGAAGCUUUUCAGUAACGGCAGCAAAGUUUACACCGACUGCAGCUGCGUAAAGCCGAAACUGUCCCGCUCUCUGACGCACUCAUACGCCAACAUCACUUCCCUAUUCUUCACUGAAUCGCCUCUGGAUACGACCGAGCCUAUCGUGGAAGCUCUGGGCACGGCCGUGCCAGGCUCGUGUCCGGUCGACUGUAUGCACAAGUUCUACAUCUUCCUGGCGGUGGUGUGCCUUCUGAAGUUUAGUGGAGCGACCGGGAGAGCGUCGAAUUUUCUGGUUUCCGUGAGAUGCGUGGACGAGAAGGAUAAAACCGUCGCCAUGGGCUUCGGCUUGACGAUAAUGAGCCUUUUCGCCUUUAUACCGUCACCUAUUCUAUUUGGAUUUAUCUUAGACAAGACCUGCCUUGUAUGGGGCAAAACGUGUUCGGGCACGGGUAAUUGUUGGCUAUACAACGGCGAGACUUUGAGGUAUCUGCUGAACUUCACCGCAGCCAGUUUCGUAACGAUCGGCACGUUAUUCGACGUGGGCGUUUGGUAUUACGUGAAGGACGUGAAGAUUUUCGACGAGGAGAUCGAACUGGAGGAUAUAGCCGAGGAGCCCGGCGAGACGCAUUAAAGAAUAAUUAUUGACGUCGAGUAAGUUCACUCGCGCCCCUUCGGGGCGUGCGUUACGCGAAAGGAAACCUCGAUCGAGGAUCACCAAGGAGGAGCAAACGAAGAGCGCCGCGACGAGCAAGAACCGACAAAUAAAGACUUUACAAGUACCUUAAGCAUCCCCCUUAGACAUUUAAAGCUCGCAGUAACCUAGAUACAGUCGAUCGCUGGUCAGAUCAUCCGCGGUACUGGAAGGUACGUGCAAUACGACCUUUCCGAUCUUUCGUUGAUGCCGAUCUAAUUGUGUGGUCACUUGUUUCUAUCGCAAAUAGAUCAAUUUGUCAUUAAAGCGACGUAUAUUUGCUUGAUUACGGAUUUUUUUUUUUUAUAAGCGAACACAAAGACAAUCUUAAUCGCCGGUUGCGGUACAUACGAGGUGUAAGUACACUCUGUACGCACCGCUUGGGACUGUCUAUGAUGAGAGCAAUGAUCCACGUUGCCUUAGCGCGAGAGAAAAUCAUCUAUAAAGUCCGAUAAUUGUACAUACGAUGGUUACGCACUACUCGAAAUAGUAAGUUAGUAAGAAACUAUAAUUUAUCUACUCUCAGAGUGAUUAUAUAUACGAUGUAUUUAUCCGUUGUUUGGGCGACGAGUUACCCUCCGCUCGAGAUACUUCGUUCUCUUCGGAGCAUCGUUUGUGAAGUGGAAUUUUAGUCUAUAUGUAUGUAAGACGCGUGUGUCUCGCAGUUACUUUACCUUUCAAGUAAGAAGAUGCCACUGUUAGCAGACGGGUAGACAGAGUAAUCCACAAAAUUACGAUAUUGUGAUGGAUUUUAAUCGUGUAAUAAAUUAUUAAUAGGACAAUCA
Molecule: messenger RNA, 3693 nt
Organism: Odontomachus brunneus
Lineage: Eukaryota; Metazoa; Arthropoda; Insecta; Hymenoptera; Formicidae
Gene: Oatp58Dc
Product: solute carrier organic anion transporter family member 74D-like
Exons: 8
Coding region: 680-2848 (722 amino acids)
Biological process (GO): transmembrane transport; sodium-independent organic anion transport
Cellular component (GO): membrane
Molecular function (GO): protein binding
Source: RefSeq, a predicted model, not a curated record